Molecule: messenger RNA, 1551 nt
Organism: Lathyrus sativus (Indian pea)
Lineage: Eukaryota; Viridiplantae; Streptophyta; Magnoliopsida; Fabales; Fabaceae
Source: the annotation of a GenBank genome assembly
AUGAAGGCCGAGACGUUGACACUGGUGCUGGUGAAUCUGGCUGGUAUUAUGCAGAGAGCUGAUGAGUCAUUACUGCCAGGAGUAUACAAAGAGGUUGGUGCUGAACUCAAUGCUGACCCAACUGCGUUAGGUUCACUUACUCUUUUCCGAUCUCUUGUUCAAUCACUGUGUUACCCUCUCGCUGCUUACCUCGCCACGCGUCACAAUCGUGCACAUGUGAUUGCUCUCGGUGCUUUUCUUUGGGCUGCUGCCACUUUCCUCGUCGCCAUCUCCUCCACCUUCUUACAGGUGGCAAUUUCAAGAGGUUUAAAUGGCAUCGGACUCGCCAUUGUAAUUCCGGCAAUCCAGUCUCUAGUUGCAGACUCCACAAUUGAUAGCAACCGUGGCGUGGCUUUUGGGUGGCUGCAACUAACAGGAAACCUCGGAAGCAUUAUUGGCGGUCUCUUCUCAGUACUACUAGCCUCAACAUCAAUCUUAGGCAUAUCUGGUUGGAGAAUAGCUUUUCAUCUGGUUGCAUUGAUUAGUGUCAUAGUUGGUAUAUUAGUACGCAUCUAUGCUAAUGAUCCACACUUUCCAAACAACGUCGACAAACCUACAUCAUAUCAAACUCCAAAACAGCCCUUUUAUUCUGAAAUGAAAGAUCUAAUAAAAGAAGCUAAGUCUGUUAUAAAGAUUCCAUCAUUUCAGAUAAUUGUGGCUCAGGGAGUAUUCGGAUCAUUCCCGUGGUCAGGUUUGUCAUUUGCCACUCUUUGGUUAGAGCUAAUAGGCUUCUCACAUGGUACAACAGCAAUUCUUUGGACCUUAUUCAUAAUUUCUGCUUCAUUGGGGGCUCUGUUUGGAGGAUGGUUUGGAGAUUUUUUAUCCCUACGGUUACCAAACACCGGAAGAAUAAUGUUGUCGCAAAUAAGUGCUGGUUCAGCCGUUCCUCUAGCUGCAAUUUUGCUGCUGGCACUGCCUGAUGAUCCAUCCACAGCCUUCAUGCAUGGCCUUGUUUUAGUCAUCAUGGGAUUCGCUACGGCAUGGAAUGCUCCAGCAACUAACAAUCCGAUAUUUGCAGAAAUAGUUCCUGAGAAGUCGCGCACAGCUAUAUAUGCUUUGGAUCAAUCUUUUGAGUCUAUAUUGCAGUCAUUUGCUCCUCCUUUUGUUGGAUUAUUGGCUCAACAUGUUUUUGGUUAUAAACCAGUUCCAAAAGGAUCCUCUGAUUCCGUCGAAAUCGAAACAGACAGGAAAAAUGCAGCGUCACUCGCAAAGGCACUCUGUAUUGUUUUUGUAAUUCCUUUGACACUUUGUGUCUGCAUCUACUCAUUCCUUUACUGCUCGUACCCGAGAGACAGAGACCGGGCGAGGAUGGUCGCAUUAGAGGACUCAGAAAUGCAACAACUAGAGGUAGAAGACUGCACAAGAGAAAGAGAAGAAUAUUGUGGAAUCCAUGUUUUAGAAUCAAAUGAACUGAAUGAUAAAGAAAGUAGCAAGAUUGAUGAUAUAGAUUACCCAAGGGAAGAGAACAUAGACUUAGAUGAUAAUGAUGAGAAAGUUUUGUUGUCCAGGUAG